AUGAAGGGUUUGGAUUGGCUGGAAACCCUGCACGCGAAAGGGUGUGCUUUGCUCAAAUGCUUCAAACCUAGAAAAGUUUCCCUUGACCCCUCCUCCCGCUUCCUCUGCUCUGCGAGCCUCCACUCUCUCUCAUUCGCCCUCUUCUCUCCUAUGCCCUCUCUCUCAUUCACCCUCUCUCCUCUAUGCAAAGCCCAUGCAGAUCUGGAGAUAACUUAUCCUCACUCUGUGAAGCUUGCUGCAACAGAUGCCACCCUCUACGAAGCUUGCUGCAACAAACGCCACCCUCUGCGAAUCUUAUUGCAACAGACGCCACCCCCUCCUCUUGCAAUUGACGACACCCCUCCUCUAUUUAAGGCACCAAUCCGGGUGAAAAUAUGGGCAAAUGGCAUGCAGGUGUAUUGAGAAAGAAAGGGCUUUUGGGCUGUUGUCAUUACCCUUUCUCAAAGUACCAUAGAGAUGUAUUGUUAAUCAUGCUUGAUAAAAAGCAGUGAGCCUUUUUCUUCA
This is a messenger RNA of Amborella trichopoda, 504 nucleotides long. The record is from RefSeq and is a predicted model, not a curated record. Lineage: Eukaryota; Viridiplantae; Streptophyta; Magnoliopsida; Amborellales; Amborellaceae.